This is a messenger RNA of Syngnathus acus (greater pipefish), 2819 nucleotides long. It is a transcript of the gene nherf1b, whose product is annotated as SLC9A3 regulator 1b. Gene Ontology annotation, molecular function: protein-membrane adaptor activity; signaling receptor binding. The transcript has 7 exons. Gene Ontology annotation, cellular component: apical plasma membrane. NCBI's taxonomy places the organism in Eukaryota, Metazoa, Chordata, Actinopteri, Syngnathiformes, Syngnathidae. Bases 481 to 1644 code for a protein of 387 amino acids. Gene Ontology annotation, biological process: protein localization to plasma membrane. The record is from RefSeq and is a predicted model, not a curated record.
AAAUUAUUUUGGUUACACCACGUGACGCCAAAAUGCUUAUAAAAACAAAACCAAGCGGAAUUGAACAUUUAUUCGCACCAUUAGUGUGCCUAUUGAAAUAUCCGUUGACCCGUUUCCCAACACUUUGCGACUGCUUUGCAUGAAGAGGCCAGCUGGGCUGGUCCGUGAACGCACCUCCCUCUUCCUGAGUGGACUUUCUACUUGUGUCGUGGAGAGUGCUGACGGAGUUUCUGGACCGGGACCUUCGCCCCACGCUGCAAGCGGGUCACGCAGAGGACCACAGCCCCCAGUCGGACUUUGAACCCGUUACUCGGUAAAAAGUGAAAAGUGCGCUCGAGUAUUUGUUCGCAGCGCUCGCACUUUUUCUUUUGACACUCCCCACUCAGGAGAAGAAGCAGCAUCCCUCCGGCUCCGCUCUUCGAGUCUUUUCCACGGGUAUUGAGCAACAGGUUGAGCCUCGGCCGAGAGAAGCAGCCGACCAUGCCGAGUAAAAGCCAAUACUUACGGCCCCGGCUCUGUACGCUGGAUAAAGGCGACAACGGCUACGGCUUCCACCUCCACGGGGAGAAGGGCAAAACUGGCCAGUUCAUACGGCUGGUGGAGCCUGACAGCCCGGCUGAAUCGUCGGGGCUCCGCGCCGGGGACCGCCUGGUGUUCGUCAACGGGGACGACGUGGAGAACGAGAGCCACCAGCAAGUCGUGGGCCGGAUAAGAGCCACUUCGGGUCGGCUGGAGCUCAUCGUGGUGGACCCGGACACGGAGCAGCUCCUGAAGAAGCACAACAUCAAGUGUCUGAAGGAGUACGUCAAUGACGGGAUCCCGUUACCUUUCGAAGAUGAAGAGGAAGCUGAGACGCACCGACAAGAAGACGAGGACAAGAGGUCAGAAAAUGGAGAUGAGCGGCGAGACCACAGCGUCGAGGCAGAGGAGGAGCGAGGUGGGGGGUCCAGAGGGAGCACACCCGUACCGGACAGAAACGGAGAGAUUCACGGGAUCGUCCAGAGGAAGCUGAGCGUCAAUUCAGACCAGGAGGUGAGCCCCGAGCUGCGGCCACGUCUCUGCGUGAUUCGGAGAGAAGCAAACGGAUAUGGCUUCAACCUACACAGUGAGCGGGCGCGGCCUGGCCAGUACAUCCGAGCUGUGGAUGAAGACUCCCCCGCAGAGAGGGCAGGCCUGCAACCUAAAGACAGGAUAGUCCAGGUGAACGGCGUGUCGGUGGAGGGCAAAACACACUCCGAGGUGGUGGCGGCCAUUAAAGCCGGCGGGGACGUGGCCCGCCUGCUCGUGGUCGACCCCGAAACGGACGCAUUCUUCAAGAAGUGCCGAGUGAUCCCCACCUUGGACCACCUGACUGGUCCAUUACCUGAGCCUGGCGUCAAUGGAGGAAUGGAGGAGAAGGUGAACGGCAGAGGGACGGAGAGGGACUCCAAGCUCUCCGUCAGCCCUUCUUCAUCCAACGCCUCAUCCAACGCCUCACUCACGCCAACCACAAGCACUCCUCCUGAGGGCGUAACAACGGAGGCCAUCCCAGCUCUGAACAUGAGCCUGCAGCAGGUGAAAGAGCUGGCCCAUCAGAAACGCUCCAAUAAGAGAGCCCCGGCCAUGGACUGGACCAAGAAAAAUGAACUCUUCAGCAACCUAUAGGGCCUUCAGCUCACUUGACACACACAAAAACAACACAAUUUGUGUUGCAGUGAUUCUUACAGAAAGACCCUUUUUUUUAAAAAAAAAGUUAUAUUAGUCACUUCAUUACUAUUCAUGAAAAGAUAUUCCACAAAUUAUCUAAUAGUAAUGUACUACUAACCAUGAACGAUGACUGGACUGUUGAAAAUGUGUGCGUGUGUGCGUGUGUGUGUGUGUGUGUCUGCUGCUACACUCACUCACCUGACAAUCAGUUUAUCGUGUAUCGUUUAGUUUAUCAGGUAAUCAGUCAGAGUGAAUCAAAAGUCUUAAAAUUUUAUUUCUGAACUCUUGUUAACAAUAUUUUUGUGUAGAUAUUUACGUCUAAUAGCAGCACAUCUAAUUUUGUCUUAGCACAAUUUUGAGAGAAAAAAAAAGGGUUAAUGUCAUUGCUGUCCUUCAAGAAUGGAUUUUUAACUGGGAAAAAAAAAGCGCACUGAUGGCUUUAAACAGGAAUGAUUUUAAAAGGAGUUUCUCUUAUAAUGUAUAUAUCAUAUAUCAUGUAUAUUUUUACAUUUUUGAUAGAAUCAAGUCCAGAAUGAAGCUCACAUCUUUUUGUCUGUGAUUGACAUGACUCAACUUAGACAAGUUUUAAACGUGUCUUAUUUGCUCGGGUUUAAAAAUUGUCAAAUUUUUAUUCCGUUCUAGUGAUUUGUAGUUUGGGAUUGUUGACGUCUUAAAGAAUGUUUGCGCUUCUCUAGAUUGUGCGCUUUUGUCAAGUAUUGCGAUUGUUUUCCAAAUGAAUGAUGGACUUGUGAUAAGUUGUAGUACAAGCCAGCUUGUGUAAACAAAGUGAAGAGUCUCUAUUGUAAUAAAAUAUAUUAUAAAUGUCAUGUUUCUUUACAUGGCUGAAUAUAUAAUAUUUUCUCUUGCAGUAAUAUCAAAUAGCGGUCAUCAUGAAAGGUCUCAGUGGCGCUAGUGUGCAGAGCGCUGCGCACCAAGGUUGUCUUGAAUUGGUGGGCGUGACGUCAGUCUGCCAGUGCUGCAAGAUGGCGACCGCGUGGCCUUUUUCAGCACAUAUGUUGCUUCCUUGUUGUUCACACUUUAGAGAUACAAGAUCACAAUUAAAAAUAUUGUUGUGUUUUAUUUAAGCACUUUAUUUGUGAUCAUCAAUAAAGAAAAGUAACAAGCUACACAAA